This is a messenger RNA of Grosmannia clavigera kw1407, 7059 nucleotides long. RefSeq names its product aaa family ATPase. Gene Ontology annotation, molecular function: ATP hydrolysis activity; ATP binding; helicase activity. Lineage: Eukaryota; Fungi; Ascomycota; Sordariomycetes; Ophiostomatales; Ophiostomataceae. Bases 1 to 7059 code for a protein of 2352 amino acids. The transcript is spliced from 3 exons. The record is from RefSeq and is a predicted model, not a curated record.
AUGGAUUCAGCAAAUGCUGAAAAACGAACGGCCCGGCUGACCAAAGUGCUGCAUACAUUCAUCCGAGGAACCCGACCAAUUUCGACGCCGCACGAUGCCAAACUCUUUUUCGAAGCCGUUUGCGGUCAGCCCAAGCCGGUGGUCUGUCUGGAGACGAUCCUUGGUCAGUCCAAGGGUCUCGAUACGGUGCACAAGAGCGUGAGGGCCAGUUCUAGCGCGCAGUUCAUCACAGGUCAGGUGCUUCCUUUUCUCGCGUAUAUGGCACACCCGGACAUCAAGGCGAUGUACGAGGGUCAACUUCUCGACAAGAUCAUCGUGGCCGUCGUCGAUCCACCGAUGACAUGGAAGGCCAUUGCUCAGCUCUGGGCCGACACCGGCUUUGUCGACAAGGAGGACAAUGCAGUGACGUUUGCGUGGCUGUGCCUCGAGAUCGUCAGCCAUGCCGGCACACAGUUGGCACUAACCGUGGUGGACAUCAAGGAUGCCCUUGCACAACGGUCGCUAGUCAAGCACGCCAGCAGCAAGGCGCGGAGCAUCGGGUACCGCGUGCAGAAGGCGCUGCAGAUCCGGUUCUCGGACCGGACGGUCGAUCCGGAGUCGAUGGUGACGGCUGGCGGACGUCACGACAAUGACUUUGGUGACUUUCGCGACAUCUCCAUCUACCCGACGACGGAUGAGUUCUCGUCGACGCAGCGGCCGUUUUACCGACGAGCGGCCGAGAUCGCGCGCCUGGACGCGAACACGCGGGUAGGCGGCCAUCUGGACAACCAAUUCCGGCUCCUGCGCGAGGACAUGUUGGGCGGACUCCGGGACGACAUCCGCAUCGCGAUCGGCAAGACCAAGGGUCGGCGGCCUGCGCAGAUUCUGGACGGUCUCGAGCUCAGCAGCAUCGACACGGGAGACGUGCAGCGGGCCCGCAUCUGUGCCGUGGACGUGCUCAUCCACGGGAAUGGGCUGAACAUGCUGCGCAAGAUGUCGCCGAAGAAGCGCAAGGAGCAUCUGAGAAACACGCCCAGGCUGCUGCGAAACCAGGCGUUUGGGGCGCUCUGCUCGCAGGACGAGAUCGUGGCGUUUGCUUUUAUCGUCCGCGACGUCGACAAGCUUUCGAUGGAUCCGCCGUUGGUCGGACUGCAGUUCUCGACCAGCCAGAUGCUGAUGACGGCACUGUCAGCAUUCCACAGCGGCAGGGAGCUGCGCUUCGUGCUGGUCGACACGCCCGUGUUUGCCUACGAGCCAAUCCUGGACCGGCUCAAGAAGAUCGUCCAACUGCCUCUCGAGACGGAGCUGCUGCAGCUGCAAGGUGGCGACAACGACGACGACGAGGCCGCCUUUUUCGAGGACCUGGAAGACGCCUUUGCGCCUUCCUACCAUCUUUCAAGCUUUCUCGAGAGCUGCCACGCGAACUCGGACCGCGGUAUGACGAUCCGUGUCGAUAAAAAAGACUACAAUCUCGAUGCUGCACAGCUCAACGCGCUUGCAUAUGCUUUGGAGAAGCCACUCUCUGUCAUUCAAGGACCACCUGGAAAGUCCUACAUAGGAGCACUGGCAGCGAAGAAGCUGCUCGAAGAUCCGUCAACGCGACUGCUCGUGCUCGCAUACACCAACCACGCGCUCGACCAGUUCCUGGAAGAUCUCAUAAACAUCGGAGUCUCACCUGGCAUCAUGACACGGCUGGGCUCCAAGUCGACGUCCACAACGUCCCAUUUAUUGUUCAACAACGGCGUCCGUUCGAGCGACAGCUGGCGUACCAAAGAAGCACAAAGCAGGCUGUACAAGCUGAGAACGGAGCUCAACGAUGUCCGACCUGGACUAGAGAAAUUGUUUGCGAUUGCGAAAACACGGCCGUCGCAUGAUGCGAUACUAAACUACCUCGAAUUCGCCGAAGACGCCAGAUCCCAAGCGUUCUGGGUGGCCUUUCAGGUGGAAGACGAAGACGAAGACGAAGACGAAGACGAAGACGAAGACGAAGUCGGAAACAAAGACGAAGACAUAUACGGUAAAUUCCAGGUAGUAACAAAGACGAAGAAGCCGUUCUCGGCCGUGACUAUUCUAAAAAAAUGGACGAGACAGAAGACUCCAGGCCCCCUAGCAAAGCAUAUGAGGCUCGACAGCGAAUGGAUCUGGGAGAUUCCGAUGCAGCAGAGAAAGCAGAAAAUGGUUGAAUGGGCUGAGGCUGUGCGCGCAGAGAGACGGGAAGAGCUGUGCGACCGGAUCGAUAUGUUCAACGAGAUGCAGACGGAGGUCGAGACGCUGCACAACCAGGCGCGAUGUGCGUACAUCCAGACGAUGCGGGUGAUUGGCUGCACGACGACGGCAGCGGCCAUGUACGCGGCGCUGUUGACGGCGGCGAUGCCGACGUGCGUGCUUGUCGAGGAGGCCGGCGAGAUCCUGGAGUCACACGUGCUGACAGCUCUAUCGGGCACAACGCGACAGCUGAUCUUGAUCGGUGACCACAAGCAGCUGCGGCCCAAGUGCAAGAACUACGGCUUGAGCGUGGAGCAGGGUGGCGGCUUCGACCUGAACCGGUCGCUGUUUGAGCGGCUGAUCCUGCAAAAGCACCCACAUGCGACGCUCUGCACGCAGCACCGCAUGGCUCCAGAAAUCUCGCGAUUGGUGCGCUCGAUGACGUAUCCGGAGCUGCAGGACGGCGCCGGAACAGCUGGCCGGCCAGCCAUCCGGGGCCUCCGCAGACGGGUGGCCUUUGUCAACCAUGACCACGCCGAGGAGGUUGAUGCCGGGCUUCAGGACCGCAACGAUGGCGGCCAGCCGACCAGCCGGCAGAACCGGUUCGAGGCCCUCAUGGUACUCAAGCUGGUCAAGUACCUCGGCCAGCAGGGCUACAAGACCGACGACAUGGUCGUUUUGACGCCGUAUCUCGGCCAGCUGCGGCUGCUGCUGGAGAUCCUAUCGACGGAGAACGACCCGAUGCUCAGCGAUCUGGACUCGUAUGAGCUGAUCCAGGCCGGCCAGCUAACCGAUACGGCCAGCCGCCUGGACCGGAAGAAGAUCCGCAUCUCCACUAUCGACAACUACCAGGGUGAAGAAGCCGACAUUGUGAUCGUGUCGCUGACGCGCAGCAACAGCAAGGGCGAGAUCGGCUUCAUGAAGGCACCCGAGCGGCUCAACGUGGUUGUGUCGCGGGCCCGCAACUGUCUGGUCAUGUUUGGCAACAUGGACACGUUUAUGAACUCGCCACAGGGAGAGCCUGUCUGGCGGCCUUUCUUCCAGCUGCUCAAGGACGGCGACCAGCUGCGAGACGGCCUCGAGGUGCACUGCGAGCAGCACCCAGAGAACAAGGCGCUCCUGGCGGAGCCGCAGGACUUUGAACUGCGCUGUCCUGACGGUGGCUGUACCGAGCCCUGUGACGGUAUGCUGAAGUGCGGGAUGCACAAGUGCCAUAGGCGCUGCCAUCGGCUGGCGGAACACAGCAAGAUCACGUGCACACAGCGGAUAGACAAGACGUGCGAGAAUCAGCACACGUACCAGGUGUUGUGCAGCGAGGACAAGCAGCGGUGUAAGCAGUGUGAGCGCGACGAGAACGACAUGCGGCGUCGCGUGAAGCGGGAUCUCGACAUCGAAAAGGCGCGUCUGGACCAGCAGAAGAAGUACCAGGCCGAGCUGCAGAGCAUCCAGGACGAGAUCGACCACCACAAGCGUCUGCUGCGGAUCGAGCAGGAGCAGAAGCAGCAGGUGGCUGAUCUGGACAAGAACAAGGCUGAGCUAGACUCGCUAGUGAAGGCGAAACAGAGACGAGAAGCUGACGAGAAGAAAAAGAAGAAGGACAAGGCAGCAGCAGAAGCAGCAGCAGCAAAGCCGAAGACGGCUACGGCCAAGAAAGAGAGCGAGCCAGCCAAGCCUGGAAGUGCCCAAGAGGAGUGGGAGUACCUGAAGAGGGAGGAGCUGGCAUGCAGUGACACGCUGGAUUCGCUGAUGAGCCUGAUCGGACUCGAGGACGUCAAGCGCCAGUUUCUCGGCAUCAAGCAGACCGUCGACACGGCCAGGCUCCAGGGCAUCUCGACCGCGUCUGAGCGCUUCGGCUGCAGCAUGCUCGGCAAUCCGGGCACCGGCAAGACGACCGUGGCCCGGCUGUAUGCCCAGAUGCUAACGUCCAUGGGCAUCGUGGCCGGCACCUGCUUCCGGGAGACGACCGGGUCCAAGAUGGCCAGCAUCGGCGUCCCGGGCUGCCAGAAACUGCUCGACGACGUGCUGGAGCAGGGCGGCGGCGUCAUCUUCGUCGACGAGGCCUACCAGCUGUCGUCGGGCGCCAAUGCGGGCGGUGCGGCCGUGCUGGACUUUCUCCUGGCCGAGGUCGAGAACCUGAAUGGCAAGAUCUGCUUCGUCCUGGCCGGCUACGCCAAGCAGAUGGAGUCCUUCUUCGCCCACAAUCCCGGCUUCCCCAGCCGGUUCCCCCGCGAGAUGAAGUUUGACGAUUACAGCGACGUGGAGCUCCUGCGCAUCUUGGAGAUGCAGGCCGACAAAAAAUACGGUGGGCGAAUGAAGGCCGAAGACGGCCUGCGUGGGCUCUACUGUCGCAUUGCUAUGCGCCGGCUUGGCUCCGGCCGUGGUCGUGAAGGCUUCGGCAAUGCCAGGGCCGUCGAAAACGUUCUCGCCCGCAUCGGCCGCCGACAGAGCGCCCGGCUUCAUCAAGAACGUCGUGCUGGCUGCAAGCCGGAUUACAUGAUGCUGACUAAGCAAGACAUCAUCGGCCCCGAGCCGGCCGGUGCCCUUAGCACGUCGGCCGCCUGGACCAAGCUGCAGAGCCUCGAGGGGCUGCGCUUGGUCAAGGAGUCGGUCCAGACGCUGGUCGACAGCAUCCAGACCAACUACCAGCGCGAGCUGAAGGAAGAGCCGGUGCUCGAGUAUAGCCUAAACCGCGUCUUCCUCGGGAAUCCCGGCACCGGCAAGACGACCGUGGCCAAGCUGUACGGACAGAUUCUCGUCGACCUCGGGCUUCUGUCCAACGGCGAGGUCGUGGUCAAGAACCCGUCUGACUUUGUGGGCGCUUACAUUGGGCACUCGGAGAAGCAGACAAAGGGCAUCCUGGCAGCAACAGCCGGAAAGGUGCUCGUCAUCGACGAAGCGUACGGGCUCCACGACGGCGGUGGUGGUGCUGGUGGCGGUGGAGGCGGCUCCUCGGGUGGAUUCAAAACGGCCGUCGUCGACACGAUCGUGGCCGAGGUGCAGAACACGCCUGGCGAAGACCGGUGUGUCUUGCUGCUGGGCUACAAAGACCAAAUGGAGGAGAUGUUUCAGAAUGUCAAUCCAGGACUCAGCCGGCGCUUCCCGCUGAGCUCGGCCUUUGUCUUUGAAGACUUCAACCAGGAUGAGCUGGGCCGUAUCCUCGACCUCAAAGCCAAGGGCCAGGGCUUCAGUCUGGCCGCUCGUGGACGCCAGGUUGCCCUCGAAAUUCUCGAUCGGGCACGCAACCGGCCCAAUUUUGGCAACGCCGGCGAGGUCGACAUCCUGCUCAACGAUGCCAAGAUGCGCCACCAGAAGCACCUCUCGGCCGGUCGGACGCAGCAGCGGACAACUUUGGACGCCGCCGCCUUUGACGAGGAUCACGACCGGACGACACGCUCCGAGACCGACGUGGCCGCGCUCUUCCAUGGAACCGUCGGCUGCGACCAGAUCGUGGCCACACUGCGCGGGUACCAGCAGACGGCCCGGUCGAUGAAGGAGUUUGGACUCGACCCCAAGGAGGUCGUCCCAUUCACCUUCCUGUUCCGCGGGCCUCCUGGCACUGGAAAGACAACGACGGCCCGCCGUAUGGGCAAGGUCUUUUACGACAUGGGAUUCCUGGCCAAUGCCAGCGUCCUUGACACGUCAGCCUCGGACUUGAUCGGCCAGUACGUCGGCCAGACCGGCCCCAAGGUUCGCCAGCUGCUCGACAAGGCUCUCGGCCGCGUCCUGCUCAUCGACGAGGCUUAUCGCCUGGCCGAGGGCCACUUUGCCAAGGAAGCCCUCGACGAGCUUGUCGAUGCUGUCACCAAGGAGCGCUACCAUAAGCGCCUGAUCAUCAUCCUGGCCGGCUACGAGGACGACAUCAACCGCCUGCUGACCGUCAAUCCGGGCCUCAGCAGCCGCUUUCCCGAGGUCGUCGAGUUCAAACCGCUACAGCCCCACGACUGCUUCUCUCUGCUACAGACGACGCUGGCAAAGCAGCAGGCGAAACUGGCGAAGCAGAAGAAGAACGCCCAGGGCGCUCAUCGAAACGCCAGUAUGGACAUGACCUGCCUCACCGACCCGGCCGCCCUGUUCAAGGCUGCUGUCAUCACCCUGUUUGGCCAGCUGUCCGCCCUGACUAGUUGGGCCAACGCCCGCGACGUCGAGACGCUGUCUCGGUCCGUCUUCCAGUCCGCGCUCAAGGCCAGCUCGGAGUCGUCUAGCACGUCCAUUGUCUUGUCCGAGGAAACCGUGCUCGCCGAAAUAGAGACCAUGCUGCGCGAGCGGAGCAGUCGAGAGAAGCUGCAAACCGUGUUCCAGAAGCCCUCCCUGCCGAUUUCGGACCUGCCCAUACAGCCACCACAGGCACCCCCUGCAUCACAUUCUGCUUCCGCCUCUACGUCUGCUGCUGCUGCUCCUCCAUCUCCUCCGCCACCCCCUGCCGCAGAAGAAAAGCCCGAGGAACAAGCGUCUGGGCCAACCAGAGAUGCCGGGGUCAGUGACGAGGUCUGGAACCAGCUGCAGAGAGACGCUGCAGCCGAGCGUGAGCGCGAGCAGGAGUACUUGGCAAAGCUCAAGGAAAAGGACCAGCUGGAUGAUGCGCUAAGAAGUGCGCUGGAAACGCGCAUCAUAGACGAACUGUUAGACGAGGACCUACAGAAGAGAUUAGCAGAGGAGGAGCGGAGGAAAAAGAAAGCGGAGGAGGACGAGAAGCUGCGACAACGCAUCGUCCAGGAGCUGCUGGAAAUGGAAAAGAAGAGAGAGGAAGAGAAAAAACUCAGGGCCAAGUUGUCCAGGAUCGGGCGCUGUCCGAUGAAUUAUGCAUGGAUACCGCAGGCGGGCGGCUGGCGUUGUGCCGGAGGGAGUCAUUUUGUCACCGACCAACAGCUGCUUUAA